AUAUAUGAUAUGACAAAGGAAAGAACGAGUUUAGCUCGUUGAAGUUAUAGACGUUUGAGUAUAAGCUUUAGGAUGUUGAUAUUUACAUUUAAUGAUGUGUAAGGUGUAUGUUUCAUAAUCUGAGAAAUCGACAACACUGUACAUAAACAUUAAAGAAAUAAACGGAACGAUGUCAUCAAGACUAAAGGAAAACUUUCUUAGACAUGCAAUUCUUGUUGUUGACCAUUCUAAAGAUGCCUUGAUAUCCUUAGUAGAUUUGGAACUGUCAAACAACGGGUUAAGUUUUGAACAUUUCAUAAACAAAAAUCAACAUGAAAUCUAUCAUUUACAUAAUAAUUCUAGAUGUUGCCAAUGUCCAAAUGGCUACUAUCCACAAAAAUCAUCUAGAAUCUUACAUGGUCAACAGAUGGACCUGUUAUUUGACAGAACAUCGAAGAAACCUUGUCAUAAAUCAGGAAGAUCAGGUGACUAUUGUUGUAGUACUGCUAUGCCUGGACUACGCACAGCAAUCCUUGACCUUACCUUGGCAAGAUGUCUGCUGGUUAACUUUUGUCUAGAUGUGUUCUGGUACAGCUGCUUAAAUCAGCAGGGAAAGACGUUAGAAGAUUUUUUAGACAAUCAUAAACACGACAUUUACCAUCUCUGGCAGUAUAAUACACCAUGUUGUCAAUGCCCGGCGUCAGGGUUUAAAUUUCCAAGCAGUCGGCUAAUUUUGGAUCAGACACAUUGGAUUCAGUUGUUUAAUGCCCUUAAACUUCCAUGUUUAAACCACAAAAAGAGACCGAGUCCUGGAAGUAUGCAUAGUAUUUGCUCUGUUGCAGCAAUGUCAGGGAUAUCAGUUACACAUCUGAAUACAUAUCUAUCCAAAGUGAUUCUACAGAACUUCUGCUCUUUGUGGCAGACAGUUGAAACAUUGGUUCAGAUAAGAAAUGUAGACUAUGGCCAUGCUACUGCAGGUGAAAUGACAGAUCAAGAAUAUAAUAAAUCGGUCAACACAAUUGAGCUUAAUAUUAUGGUAAUCGGACAAGUUUGUAAUAAGGAAACAUAUUUUAAAGGAGUUAUUCAUGAAGCCAAACAUGGUACACUUCAAUAUACUCUGUUCGAGAAAUAUAAAGACAGCCUGAUAGAAAACCUUGCUCGACAAGAUGAACUCAACAAGAAUGUUACUGGAAUAGUGAUACCACAAUUAAACAGGCUUGCAGAUAAAAUUGCAUCUAAGGCUGAACAGAUACCUACUGCAAUUGCUGCAAAAAUGCCAAAAAUUAUUGGUGAUUCGAUACAGCAGUUUCACGAAACAGAUGAACGGAAACAAACAGAUCAAGACAAUCUACAGGAAAAUCUAAAAGAUUAUCUUAAUAGAAUUCAAUGUCAGACAGCUUUGGAAAUUCAGUGCCACGUGAACGAAGGAACGUUUGUAGAAACAAACGCCGUCAGAAAAUUUAUUGCAAAUGCAGAAAAGUUCGAUGUUUUUGUAAUUUACGGUUCCAAAGGUGUUGGGAAAACGUGCACAGGGUUAGAGAUCUUGAGGCAAUUUGGUAUGAAAGACAAAAGUUACACACUGAUUAAGAUUUCAGAUAUUAAAAAAGUAGACGAGGUUAUUAAAGACACCCGAAAAAUUGUUAUACUAUUAGACGAUGUAUUCCGUACAAAGUAUUGCCCGUGCAACAGUGAUUUGAAUGUGAAUCAGUUAGAUUUAUUGAAUGCAAGAAGAUCUGCAGGAAAUCUAAAAAUAAUAUUUACCAUAGGAUCGAUAUUUAGAAAAUCAUUUAAAGACUUACUUUAUUCCCACAGGCUUUUUAAAGGUCACUAUCAAAUUGACCUUGCUCUGUUGCAAUUCUGUAUGACUGAUCAUGAAAAGGAAGAAAUCCUUUCCAAAUUUUGUAAAAAACAAAAAAUUCAAAUUAGAUUUAAUCAAAUGCAGAAUGUCAGUGGUAUGGUAUUGGACAAGAACAAGUUUAAUGAAAUUGUCCAAACAGAUCCUUAUAUGGGAUACCCAACCGCGUGUUAUUUGUUUACAUCAAAUAAAUGCUAUUUUCGGUUAGGUCUACGAUUUUUCGAACAUACAAGUAGUUCCUUGAUAGAUGAUAUAAACGCGCUUAGCGACGUUGAAGAUUUCUGGAGAUUUGACUUAGUUUCAUAUGCAACACUGGUUUACAUUCUUCUUUGUAAUAGCAGUAUAUCAUUAAACAACAUUGAUAUUCGAAAGGUGAAGGCUAUAAUGCAGUUAGGUGGAAGUAGCAAACGGUUUACACGUAGAUGUAACAUUAUUGAUAGUCUUAAGAGAAUGGACGGUACAUAUCUCAUGUAUGAUUCAUCUAACCAAGUAUAUAAGUUCAAACAUCAGAUGGUUUAUGAAGCUGUUGCUAUAUCAUACUUUGAUAUAGAUCCAGAUACAGUUGUAGAUGUACUUACUUUUGAGUUCAUUAGUGCAAUGAUAAGGCUUCAAAAUAAUAACUUCAAACAAACAGAAGAAGUUUUUUUGGUGAUACCUGAAGACCAGUACAUUACCUUAGCAAAGCAACUUAUACGAAUUUUACAUAAAGAUUACCAAACAAAGUCUUUUAAAUUCGUUGAAAUGUUAUGCGAUACAAGACUAAUGUUGGAAGACAAUGCAGAUUUCGUAAAUAUUUUAUUGAAAGAAUUCGAAACAUGUAUAUUUAGUGAAGAAACCGAUUUGUCUUACCUAGACAAUACAAUUAAGGUGAAGUUUUAUUUCUGUUCUGCUUUAUUACUGUACCUGACAAGGAAGCAGAAUGUCGACAACUCUAUUACAGUGACAUUGUAUUUCAUGGAGCGGUUAAUUAAAGACGGAAUAGAUCCGAACUUGGUUUCGUCUUGUAAAAAAACGAUACUUGCAAUAUUUGACUAUUUGUGUGCAUCAGAAGAAGUGGAUACCAUAUCAGCAUUCAUUGUACAACCACUAACUGAAUGGGGAAUUGAUUGUAAUUUCAAUGAGUUUAUAUACAGAGCAAUUGACAAUGAAAAGAAUAAUACAGCGAGUUUUCUAUUGCAAUAUUUGUCACAGGAGAUUAAUCUAGUUGAACUUAUUAUGAAUAUGGAUGCAGUAAAGAAGCCGAGAGUACUUAGUAUAGCUAAUGAAACUUUCAAGAUCUCUUCAUCAUGUUCAUACAGAGGUACUGACGUUACUGAACUUAUCAAAUGGCUUAUAACUAAUACCCCUGAUAACACGUUCAAUAUAAAUAACAUAAUAAUAACAUCAGCCUCAAAAAAUCUUGUUAGUCUUUUAACUUGGUGUUUGCUGGAAACCAACCUUUUGAUAGGAAACGUAAAUGGUGUUAUUUAUUAUGCUUUUCAAAACGGAUGGGAAGAGGUGUUAAUAAUUCUUAUGGAUAAAAAAAUGUUUAAUCCAAAUGAUGUAGUUUACAUUUUCAAUACAGCAGUUGGGAAAAGCAUGGCCCGUUUGGUGAUACUGUUGCUAACACGAUAUCCAUCGUUUUGCGACGUUCAAUUAGCAUUCACUAGUGCAUUAGAAGACAACAAUUUUAUAACCAUGAAAUGCUUAAUCUUGAAUGUCAAAAACCCUCUUGAUAUGAGAAUGAUUAUGAAUAGUAUUUUAUAUCAGUUGGACUCAUGCCAAAUUUAUCCUUUUUAUGACUGGUUGUUGCAAGAAGAAGAUAAACAAAUUCAGAAAUCAGUAUUUAAUAAUAAUGAUAAUUUACAGAUUAUAAAGUGGAGUCUUACAAAUUUUACAUCACAUCGUAAAACCUUAGUUGAAAGAAUAUAUGAGACACUUAACAGUAAUAUUACUAAAUAUGUAGACAUAUUACAGUGGUUUGUGGUAAAUAUGGCACCAUCAGUUCUACCAAUUAAAUAUGUAAUGGACAUGGCGGUACAGAAGAGAUUUACAAAAGUUCUAAUAUGGAUUUUAAAGAACUAUGAUCAUCAACAGUGUAACCUUCUCGAUCACGCCACUGAAGUAUGUAAAUCAAAAGAUCGAAACUUAAUAGAAAUAUACUUCUCAAAUGUAGAUCAUGGUCAUAUGAAUUUAGCAUCUGUCAUGCAAACAAUGAUAGCAACAAAUCCGAACAGCCAAUGCAGUGAACAGGUCUUGUGGAUGUUACAAAAUGUUGACCAUACACUAUUUAAUAUGAAAAUGUUGAUGAACACAGCUUGCAAACACGAGCAAAUGGAUAUAGUGAAGUAUCUUUUUAAGAAUGUUGAUCAUACACUGUUUGAUAUAAAGACAAUACUAGAUGCAGCUAUUGUGUUUGGAUCACUGGAUAUCGUGAAGUAUGUUAUAGGGAAUGUUGAUCGUACAUUGUUUGAUAUGAAGGUAUUAUUGAAUGAAGCUUGUGACCUCGAGCGGUUGCAUAUAGUAACGUAUCUGAUUGAGAAUGUUGAUCAUACAUUGUAUGAUAUGAAGACAGCAAUGAAUGAAGCUUGUCAGAAUGGAGGUACGAAUAUAGUGGAGUAUCUGAUUGAAAAUGUUGAUCAUACAUUGUUUGAUAUGGUGACAGCAAUGAAUGAAGCUUGUCAGUAUGGAUCGCUGGAUAUAGUGAAGUAUCUGAUGAAGAAUUUUGACUUUACACUGUUUGAUAUAAAGGCAGCAAUGCAUGGAGCUUGUGGAAAAGCACAUUUUGAUAUAAUGAAAUAUAUGAUUGAGAACUGCAAUCAUGCAUUGUUUGAUAUGCAUACAGUAAUGCAUACAGCUUGUAAAGAGGACGAGCUGGUUUUUUUUAAGUAUCUGAUGGAUAAUGUUGACCAUACAUUGUUUGAUAUGAAGACAGCAAUGAAUGAGGCUUGUCUGUAUGCAUCGUUUUAUAUAGUGGAGUACCUGAUGGAGAAUGUUGACCAUACAUUGUUUGAUAUGAAAACAGCAAUGAAUGAAGUUGGUGUGUGUGGAUCGCUUGAUAUAGUGGAGUACAUGAUGGAGAAUGUUGAUCAUAAAUUGUUUGAUAUGAAGACAGCAAUGAAUGAAGCUUGUCAGUAUGGAUCGUUUGAUAUGAUAAAGUACUUGAUAGAGAAUUUCGACUUUACACUGUUUGAUAUAGAGGCAGCAAUGAAUGAAGCUUGUGGAGAAGCACAUUUUGAUAUAAUGAAAUAUUUGAUGGAGAACUGCAAUCAUGCAUUGUUUGAUAUGGGUACAGUAAUGCAUACAGCUUGUAAAGAGGACGAGCUGGUUUUUUUUAAGUAUCUUAUUGAUAAUGAUCAUGCAUUGUUUGACAUGAAAACAGUAAUGAAUGAGGCUUGUCGGUAUGGAUCGCUGGAAAUAGUGAAAUAUUUGAUGGAGAUGUUUAAUCAUGCCUGUAUUUAUAUGAAUACAGCUGUUAAUACUAAUAGUCAAGAAGCAAACUUAAGUAUAUUACAAUAUUUUUAUAAAUAUAGGCGUUGUUUAACAGAAGAAGAGAUACAGGAAUUACUCAACACUACUUUCAAUAGUACUUUCAAUGGCUUUCGUGACAACAAAUGUGAAGAUUAUGAGGAUCUUAUAAUGUUAUUUUGUAAAACGAAAAAUGAACACAUAGAAUGGUCAGAUGUAUUAAACCGGGCGUGUAGUGUUGGGUUUAAAAGAGUUGUUAAAUGGCUGUUAAAUAAUGUAUCCAAUGCUAUUUUUGAUUUAGAUACCGCCAUUCUUCGAGCGUUGCAUUUCGGUAAGGAUUAUGUCGCUCGUGAAAUUGUUUCCAUGAUUCUUCGAAUUUGUGACCACAAUCUGACUGAUAUGAAAACUGUCAUAAAUGCUAUUUGCCAUCAUGGUUUUACAGACAUCGCGAUGGACGCUUUAAAAGAUCAGAAAAAUUUUACAUUUGACCUUAACACAAUAAUGAAUGAAGCGUGUUUUCAUGGGGAUAUGAAUUUAUUUAAGUGGUUAUGGGAAUCAGCGGAUGAUAACCUGUUUGAUAUUAAGACAGCAAUGAUUAAAGUUUGUAGAUCUAGUGGUGAAGAUGCUAUUUCAAUAUUGGAAUGGCUAUGGGAAAAUGUCAAUAGAGAUUUAUUUGAUAUGGAUGUAGCUAUGAAAAAUGCUUGUGCGUAUGGAAGAACAGAAAAUGUUAAAUGGCUUUGGAUGAAUACCAAUACUAAAACAUAUCAAAUACAAAAUGCAUUACUAAAGGCUUGUGAAGGUGAUCAUGUGUCUACAGUUAGAUGGUUGAUUAUGAAUGUUCCUGAACAUCUGCUCAACUUACCACAUGCCUUACAAACAGUAUGUGCGAGUUCUAAACGCAGUAGUGUAUAUAUUGUCAAAAUACUUGUAGAGCAUGCUGAUAAAUCAAAAUUAAACAUAAACAUAAAUUUAUUGAUUGAAACAGCUUGUAAAUGUUGUAACAUCAAUAUAGUUCGAUACUUGAUAACCGUUGCAGAGCGUAACAUGAUGAAUUAUAAAAAUGCGUUGAAUUCGGUGCUUUCUAUUGACAUAAACCAAUGUCAAAACAAAAAGUAUAUCCCUCAAGAAAAGCAUGAUUUGGUACUAUUGAUACUUCGAACAGCCGAUCCGUCGAAUAUAAACAUCGAAGGUGCUAUCAUUGAAGCUUGUAAGCACGAUUGGGUAGAUAUUAUGAAACAUAUUUGGCUUAAUAUUAGUCAAAGUUAUUUUGAAAUGAAUGCUGAAAAGAUAAGACUAGCAUGUGAAUAUGGCAGUGUUGGUAUUAUACAGUGGUGUUUGGAUGCUAUUUCGUUAGAGUGCUUUGAUAUAAAUUCUUUAAUGGUCGAAUCAUGUGGAUAUGGUUGGAUUAACAUUGUUAAACGUGUAUGGAAUCAUGAAUAUAUAAAUCAUGACACAUUAGAUAUGAAAACAGCAAUGAAUGAUGCCUGUACUUACAAUAGAUUUGAAAUAGUCACGUGGCUACUCCAAAUUACUGAUGGUCUCAAGUUUGACAUGAGUAACGUUCUAAUUGAAUCCUGUAGGAACGGGUGGAUAGAUAUCAUUAAAAAUAUUAAAAAGAACGGUGAUUCGAAGUUUAAUGAUAUGACGGUGAUGUUGGGUAUUACUGAAGCAUGUGCUAAUGGUCAUUUGCCUGUUAUUGAAUUCAUGUUUCAGACAUUUGGGACUGAAUAUUUUGAUCUUGUGAAAAUAUCAGAACGGAGGACUAAGGCAUCCGAAAACGAAGAUGUUACAAUGUUUUUACUACGAAAUUUUAAUUGUAAUUCUUUUGAUAUUCCAACUAUUUUGAAAAGAGCAUGUUCAUUUGGAUGGCCUGGAGUAGUUAAAUGGGUAAUACACGAAUUGAAAUAUAAUGGUGACUUAGUUGAACCGUUAAACAAUGCUUGUUUAAACGGAGAGUGUGACAUUGUGAAAUAUCUUCUCCAAAAUGUUCCAAAUGAAAAACUGGAUUUUAAACGUGCAAUGCUCUCCGCAUGCAAUAGAGGUUGGGAUGACAUUGUUGAAUUACUAUUACAAAAUGUUGACCAUCAAAAGCUAAAUGUGAGAAAUGCUGUUAUUGAGGCAUGUCGCUGUGAAGAUAGUGAUUGUGCUGUUUUAAUUAUUCGACAAGUCGACCAUAAACUCAUAGAUUUAAACGUGGUUUUAACAGAAAUUUGCAAGAACUCAUCGCGUGAACAAUUAGUACUUUCCAUCCUAAAAACAGUGGACAGUUCUGAAUUUGAUCAAAACAUUGUAAUGGACACAGCUAAGAAGUAUAAUUGGAGGAAAGUUUUGCUGUUUUUGAAUAGGCAAAAAAGUUAA
Molecule: messenger RNA, 7639 nt
Organism: Mytilus trossulus (common blue mussel)
Lineage: Eukaryota; Metazoa; Mollusca; Bivalvia; Mytilida; Mytilidae
Exons: 4
Coding region: 170-7639 (2489 amino acids)
Molecular function (GO): protein binding
Source: RefSeq, a predicted model, not a curated record